Messenger RNA from Haliotis rufescens (red abalone), 648 nucleotides. RefSeq lists its product as uncharacterized. Lineage: Eukaryota; Metazoa; Mollusca; Gastropoda; Lepetellida; Haliotidae. The record is from RefSeq and is a predicted model, not a curated record. The transcript has a single exon. Bases 1 to 648 code for a protein of 215 amino acids.
AUGGACGGAUUACUUUCAGAACUGCAUGGACAUCGAAGACGCACUCGAGAGUUCCACAGAGCCAUGCAGGUUGUAGAACGCCUCAACGCCUGCAUCAACGCCAUCAUCCGGCGUUACAACAUGAACCACGGUAACAUCAACUCCGCCUAUCUCUAUGCUCUGAGACUGAGGUUGGCGACUAUUGAAGGGGUCAGAAGUCUAUUCCUGGAAUAUGCCAGGUCCAAGAUGCAUGACAGUGGAUGGCAGCAAGAUGGAGAUGGCGUAACGUCUGAGGAAGAACAGGACCCGUCAGCGGAAGAAGAAGAACCCGAGGAGUCAUUUGAGGAGGUGGCGGUGGAUCAACACCAGGAUGAAGAGAAGGAUGAGGAUGAGGAUGAUGAGUUGUGUAAUGACACAGACAGAUCUACAAGUGAAGCGUUAGUUGAUGAUGUUGGUGUCGAGAAACGUUUUGCGACAUUUUCAACGUAUUCUGUCCCAGAUUUUUCUGCAAUUCAGGCAAAUCAAAGUCUUCGUGAAGUGCGCCAUCUGGAGGAUCAGAUUGGAAACGUGGUCAUAUCGGAUGAAGGGGAGACAACCUUUGAAGAUCUCAGUGACGAUGAAAUGGAUUUUGUCACAGCACAGGUUAUAACCCACCAGUGCAGGAUGUGA